Messenger RNA from Paramecium tetraurelia, 300 nucleotides. RefSeq lists its product as uncharacterized. The record is from RefSeq and is a predicted model, not a curated record. The transcript has a single exon. Lineage: Eukaryota; Ciliophora; Oligohymenophorea; Peniculida; Parameciidae.
AUGAAGAUUUAACCAAACAAACAUAUUCAAACUUCCUAAAAAUUAUAUGAAAGUGCUUUUAUUGUUUAUGAAAAUCAAGGCUCAAUUAAUAAGAAAAAAUGUGAUAUUAAAGAAACAGAUGAUUUGAUGGCCCAAGAAACACAAAUCAGCAGAAGACUUCAAGGGAUGGUCAAUGAUGAUGAACUCCAAAAUUUCAUCAAUAGAAAAUAUAACAUCCCAUCGAGCCCUUUUAGAUAUAUCAAAAAGUUCACUAUAUAAAGAAAAACCUAGUCUUUGAUGAACAGCCCAAGAAAAUUAUGA